Messenger RNA from Fusarium odoratissimum NRRL 54006, 3965 nucleotides. RefSeq names its product murein transglycosylase. Lineage: Eukaryota; Fungi; Ascomycota; Sordariomycetes; Hypocreales; Nectriaceae. The transcript is spliced from 3 exons. The record is from RefSeq and is a predicted model, not a curated record. Bases 775 to 2265 code for a protein of 496 amino acids.
CUUCAUGGAAAACGAUGCCGUUGCCCCAUCCGGCCAUCGUUCCGAACAUGCUGGUACCAUGGCCGCAGAGUCAUCCCUCUUUGGCAUCGACAGCUGCACAAUUAAGCAUCACCUUGACAUGAUAUGGUUGACUCUAAUCUGCUCCGAGCGUGAUCCCCUGAGCCAAGAACUCGAACCAGGCACGGUCUCAACAGGAUUGGCUAGAUCGAGGCCAGGGGUCAGACAUGCCAACGUCUGAUUGGAAACGGUUACAUUACUCGACCCGCCCGUCACAGGAGGGCAUCCACACAAGAACAGGGUCUCUCAGUUCCAUGCAGGUACCGUGAGGCCAUGGCUCAGCAUGGGGCCUGACCACGAGCCCACUCAGACGAGGCCUCGCCUACGGCUCAAUCUCCUUGCUGUGGGUGACUGCGCUGGUGUCCGCGCUUCUGCCCAUGGCUCAUUUCCUGGGGAUCCAUAUCCAUCUCGUGGACCUGUCGAUCUCUUAAUACUCAUGUCCUUGCUUCCUUGCCUGUCACUCAUUCUUUUGUUUCCUUGCUUUGUUAAAACGUUUCUGUCGCUAGUCCGCGAGUUCAUCGACUUUCCUCGUCAGCUGCAUCACUCGUUCUGUUGCUCGACGACAAUUACACUCUUUUUUACCAAACGCCCGUCAGGAUAUAUGUCUCGUUUGUGACAAUAGUUGAAGGACUGGAGGUAUUCGCGCAACAAAAUAAGAACAACCGUUCUGGAAUUUACCGAAACGAAAUCGACUCGUAUUCAUCGACGACAAUCUCAAUGAGACUCAUCAACCUUUCGGCUGCCCUUCUGGGCGCCUUGUCUGCGCCAUCAAUGGUCGCUAGCAAGCAACACGGUCACCGUCACAAUGGUUUUGAGCACUUGCGACAACAUCUUCCCGUUCAGUCUUCGACUCUUGAGAAGCGUGGUGGACAAUGCCAGUUCCCUACCGAUGACCCCAACAUGGUCGCCGUCACUCCCGAUGCGAAGAACGCCGGUUGGGCUAUGAGCCCCGAUCAGGAGUGCAAGCCUGGUUCUUACUGCCCUUUUGCCUGCAAGCCCGGUAUGGUUAUGAACCAAUGGGAUCCGGAUUCCACUUAUGAGUAUCCCGCUUCAAUGAACGGAGGUCUCUUCUGUAACAAGAAUGGUGAAAUUGAGAAGCCUUUCGAGGGCAAGCCCAACUGUGUUUCUGGCACUGGUUCCAUUGAGGCUGUUAACAAGUGUGGUUCCAAGAUGUCUUGGUGCCAGACUGUCCUGCCUGGUAACGAAGCUAUGCUUAUCCCUACUCUUGUCACUUCUAGCGCCACUCUGGCUGUUCCCGGAUCUUCGUACUGGUGCUCCACCGCUGCUCACUUCUACAUCAACCCCCCUGGCACUGGUGAGGAGGGCUGCAUCUGGGGUACCGAGUCGGAGCCCAUUGGUAACUGGAGCCCCUACGUUGCCGGUGCUAACACUGAGUCCAACGGUCAGACUUUUGUCAAGAUUGGUUGGAACCCUAUCUGGGAGGACUCGGCUCUGAAGAGCAAGCUGCCCGACUUCGGUGUUGAGAUCCAGUGUCCCGACGGCGGUUGCAAUGGUCUUCCUUGCAGGAUCGACCCUGCUAAGGGUGAGGGCAAUGUUGGCAGCAGCCUUUCCGCUAAGGGUGCUGGUGGCGCUGCCUUCUGUGUCGUUACCGUUCAGAAGGGUAGCACUGCUCAGAUCGUUGCCUUCUCCUCUGGCGAAGGUUCAUCCGGCGGUGAUGACGAUGACGAUGAAGAGACCGAGUCUUCUACCGCUGAGGCUGAGCCCUCUACCACAGCCGAGGCCAAGGUCACCACUUCUGAGGAACCUGUUGUCUCUACCACCAAGGAGCCUUCGACUACCGCUGAGCCCACCACUUCGGCACUCCCUACCACCACUUCCUCAACCUCCACCACCACUACUAGUGUUGAGACUACCUCUUCUGCUGAGACUAGCAGCACCACCGAGCAAGAGACUUCCUCCGAUACCACCACGGAGGAGCCUACCUCAACCAUCUUCACUUCUGCUACUUCCAAGACCACCAAGCACAAGUCCACCAAGAAGGUCUACCCUACUGUCAAGCCUGGUAUCUUCCGUGAGAACGGAACCUCAACCUACACCUCCGAGUCCGAGGAGACCGCUGUCGCCACUGAGGUCGACUCUGGAGCAGCUCCCACUCAGUCCAAGGAAAACGAGGCAGGUCGCCACCAAGGCAACACUGCUGUCGCUGGCCUUGUCGUCGCAUUCAUCGCCGCCGCUUGUUUCUUCUAAUUUCUAUAUCCUUUGACGACCAUUUACCACUGUCUUGACGCAGCUGGCAUUCUAUUCACAGAAACUAUUUUCUACGACAUUCCUUUAUUACUGGUACUUUACAUAUAUUAUCAAAGCCAACUACCUAUCGGCGAUAGUGUCUAUUGUCUUAUUACUAGACUACUCAGCAGUCUUCUGGCUGUUGGAAAGCCUAGUUGCUAAUACCCGCCCCGGGUAUAAUAUUCUUCAAGAGUCCCUUGUCUGGGCUCUUGUGGGCCCGUGGGCAUUAUAUACAAGUUUCAACGCUUCAUUUCACGGUCGAUAUACCCUUUUUUGCACACAUUGGAGACUUUUUUGGAUGUUUGGGGAAAACAAGCGAUGGUUUUAAGUUUAUUCUCGCGAUUAACGACGUAUGCACACAUGAAUCAGAGAGUUUAGGGGGGAAACUUCUUGUACGGUUGUUGAAAAAAGCAGGAGAUGGUGUGGUUUAGUCGAUGGGAUGAUGCUCGGCCAUCUCGGCUUAUUAUUAUAAAAACACUUUUUUGAUUAGACAUAUUUAAUGGGUGUGAUGAACGUUGUCGCACGCAGCUAUUGGAAAAGAAAUAUGUGUCUGGUCGUUUUGAUUGCCACAAGUACAUCCUCAUAUUAUAGCCAUACUCUAAUCUUAUUAUCCCCUGGGUAUCAUACAGGAAAUGAUAUUAUACAAACGCCAUCAAGAUGAGUUAUGAUCUAAGUAUCCAAGCUAGGUGAUCUAGCUCAACUGUCCAUCUCCCCUUUCUUUUUACUCCUUGACCCAUCCAGGUACCUCAUCAGGAUCGUAGUCUUCAUAUCUCCUUUCUCGAUUUAUUUGCCAGACGUUGGGCCAGCCAGCAAGCACAGGGCUGCCCUUGGCCUUCGCACCGAUGAUUGCAAAUCGUCCUUGCCCAUGAGCGAUAAACCCAUGCAUCAAACCCUGUUGAACAAGCGUUGCGACCGUCAUCUCCACGUCCUCGAAUGUGACCUCUGCGUUACCCCAGAUCAUACCCUCAUUUGGCCGGAGAGAUUUGGGCCCUCCGGGUGGCGGAGCUAGUGUGGACGUGGCUUCGAGAUUUUGAGCAUUGUUCUCGAGGGCUUUCAUAAGGAGAGGGUUGACGCUUUGAGAACGACCAAGUGAGUUUGGUCCUGCUGGGAGCCAACCUUCAAGGCGGUGUUGAAGGUAUACCCCGAGCGUAUGAAGGUCUGCAAGGUCAAGUGUGGCGGCUUUUCGGGAUGAUGCAUCGGUUGGCGGGACGUAUGUAAGGAGGAAAGUCUUUCUGCUUAGUGAGCGCCAGAGCAGAGGUCGUAGUCGGUUACCGAGGGUUAAAAGCAAGCCCUUCUCGAAGAGCCAUGUUUCGUGUUGCGCAAGGUGGUGUUGAAAUUGGAUGAAGUUGCCAGAUCUGAUAGCCUGGCAAAUGGGGAAGAGAACAGGCGCUAGAGUCUGACAUUCUGGGCGUUGAAGCAAUACUUGUGAUGGAAAACGUCCAAGAAGGAUAUUGCAGGGAAUAAGAUAUGUGAGGAUGUUUGUCCGAUGAGAGACCAGCUGCGAAGGGGUCUGAAGGUAUGCUUCUUCAAGGCACAGCGCAGCCCGGAGAUAGUGGUUGUUUGAGAAGUUGAAGCGGCCUAGGUAGUAGAGAAAUGUGACGCGCUGAGCAGCUGGGUAGAGAGAUAGUGGCGGAGAGAUGGUGGAAAUAUUGACAAAGAUC